UAUUUUUCCCUUUCAGGUGAGAUGUCUGAAAAGUUAAGUAGGUGCCGUAAGGAGCUAGCAGCAGCUAUUGAUCGAGCAAUGGAAGAUCUCUCCAUUCCUUUCCUUCCUUCCCAAGAUGCCAGCAACAACCAGGACUCUGAUUUGCCAAUAGUGCAACUUUCUACACCCCCUAAUGUAGAUAUCCUUAAUUCUAAGGGAGAGGUAAUAUCUCCAACUGUGUAUUACCCCCAGCCAUCUUCAGCAGUCUCUUCUCCUGAAAAAGAGAAUCCCCUCCUUAGGUCAAAUCUCUUUCCAGUGACGGUAACCUCGAGUAUUGCAUGUACCAAACGGGAACCGUUGAUGAGUAAGGAAAAUACAUGGUUGCACUCCCCAAUCUUUAUGGCUGACAAGCAGUAUUUAAUCAGCCUACAAGACAGUGAGAGAUGGAAGAAAGGACAAGUAAGCAAAACUGAUGAACGAUCCAUGAAGUCAGAAACAAACCUAAUUUCCUGUGAUGUUCCUCCAGAAAAUCCAAAGGAUCAUGAAGAUAUGUCUGCUGGUAAGCAAUAUUUCCUCUGUUCCAUAGAUCUGGAGCAAACAACCAGCUUUUUAUGCACUUUUCCCUCCACUGCAGAUGACUCCUCAGCUGUCCAUCUGGGUGAGAGGAACACUUUCCGAAAGGUCCUAGAACACAGCCCAGAAGAUGAAGCUAUCAUUGAAACCUUGUUGGAUAUGGAAGAGGAGUACAGAUUAAACAGCUCCACCUUGCACCAGCUUCACUAGGCAGGUGGUGUGAAGUGUGAGCUAUUUUUAAGAUUUGGUAGUAACAUUUGAAACCAUGCAAGCAAUCCUGACU
Molecule: messenger RNA, 835 nt
Organism: Pseudonaja textilis
Lineage: Eukaryota; Metazoa; Chordata; Lepidosauria; Squamata; Elapidae
Source: RefSeq, a predicted model, not a curated record